Molecule: messenger RNA, 1145 nt
Organism: Cinara cedri
Lineage: Eukaryota; Metazoa; Arthropoda; Insecta; Hemiptera; Aphididae
Source: the annotation of a GenBank genome assembly
CCAGAAUUCUAUGAUAAUGCCGGAGCGCCACAGAAGCGAUCGAUAUCGGACAGUAGUUUUCCGGACACGAGGGGUCACCCUUUUUCGGUAAUAAGAUGGAACGGGAAGUUGAAAGUUCAAGUGGCAGCUCCCCGCAGGCGUUUACCAGGUCAAAUAGGCCGGCUAAUAAAGGAUACGUCUCCACAACCCGAUCGGGAAUCCAUCCGGUUCAGGCAAAGUUUUAGCGCUGGGAAGGCAUGACAGCACUUCCUCAGGUGUGAUGAGGGAUAGAAUGUCAUAUAGUGUAGACACGUGCAGGCGGGUCCUGGAUCCGGUUAACGUGGGCUGUGCCCUCGAUAAUCGGAAUCCAGUAAGAACACAUUGCGUCGAACGGCGGCCUUACGACCUUCAAAUCGACCCCUGAGAGUACACGGUCUACGACAGUCUUUCUCCUUGAUCUCCAUUCAUAUACAUUCCUCCUAUACUCUGCGGCUUUCAACACUUUUUUCUUGGUUUUUCUAUUACCCUUAUUCUUAUGAGUAAUUUUAGCACCGGGCCGGUGCCUCGCACCUUUCUCGUGGUUCGGUGGUAUCAUGUAACCCGAACCACUCGUGGACAAACCUACAACUGCCGCUUCAGUGUGCGCGCGUGUCGUAAUUAGUGGAGCGACCGCGACUUCCAGGGAUAAGGAUUAAAAGAAAUAAAUUAGUUAAGGAUUAGUCAGUAAGGCACCCGUCGAGGGGAACGCGGACAAGAUGUCCGGCUGUUCGUCCGAUUCGGAUUCCGUGGGCGCCGUUCAGAGGAAUGAACGGCUCCUGCGGACAAACAAGAGAAUGUCGCGGAAGAGAGCGUUGGUCUCUUCGGAUGACGACGACGCUCCGCGGACCAAGAGGGUAGCGAGCCCGGUACCGGAGGGAGUGUCAGCAAUCGCCGGUGAUCGGGAGAAAUGGUUAGGUCUGGGUCGUGACAUCAGGAAGAGGAAAUUGGAGAGGAUGUUUGAGGACUUGUUGCACGGUCUGUGCAUCAUGAAAAAGUUGAGUUCCAGCCCGAGACAGGAGUUUGUGGAUAUUUUGGACAGGUAUGUGGAAUUGAUGGACGAAGUUUUGAGGGAGAACGCCGGUUUGGAGGGAAGCUUGAGCGAGGCGAGGAGGGCAGGGCUGAGCUAG